This is a messenger RNA of Globicephala melas (long-finned pilot whale), 3224 nucleotides long. It is a transcript of the gene SDHAF2, whose product is annotated as succinate dehydrogenase complex assembly factor 2. NCBI's taxonomy places the organism in Eukaryota, Metazoa, Chordata, Mammalia, Artiodactyla, Delphinidae. Gene Ontology annotation, biological process: protein-FAD linkage; mitochondrial electron transport, succinate to ubiquinone; mitochondrial respiratory chain complex II assembly. The record is from RefSeq and is a predicted model, not a curated record. Gene Ontology annotation, cellular component: mitochondrion.
GCCAUACGCGAGGACGCAUCUUCCGGCUCAGGUCCUCAGAGCUGCUGUCUGCGGGACUGGUGCCCGGAAGUUCCCGGAAGUGGCCGGGCCUCUGACUUCUGAUGCGGGUCGGGUAAAAUGGCGGUGGCAGCUGUGUUCCCGGCCCUUCCGCGGGUGCUUGCUCUGUCAAGACGCCACCUAGUGUCUCCUUCACUCAGAGUGACAUCAUUCAGACGCUGCUACAGAGGUGACAGCCCGACAGAUUCCCAGAAGGACAUGAUUGAAAUCCCUUUGCCUCCAUGGCAGGAGCGAACUGAUGAAUCCAUAGAAACCAAAAGGGCCCGGCUGCUCUAUGAGAGCAGGAAGAGGGGGAUGCUGGAAAACUGCAUCCUUCUCAGCCUCUUCGCUAAGGCACAUCUGCACCACAUGACAGAGAAACAACUGAACCUCUAUGAUCGCCUGAUUAAUGAACCCAGUAAUGACUGGGAUAUUUACUACUGGGCUACAGAGGCAAAGCCAGCCCCAGAAAUAUUUGAAAACGAAGUCAUGGCCCUGCUGAGAGACUUUGCUAAGAACAAAAACAGAGAGCAGCGACUGCGGGCCCCAGAUCUCGAAUACCUCUUUGAAAAGCCACAUUGAGCUGAGGGCCACUGCCUGCCUAGCCUCGGUCUGCGGAUGCUCACUGCUUAUGAUGGGUAUUGGCCUUGAUGUCCUGCUUCUCCUUAGACGCUCAGCCCACCCAGACCAUUGGUCCUGCCUCCAGUGAUGGACCCGCCUCUCUCCUGAGGACAUGUAAAUGUUCAGUGUAUCUCACUCUAAGACCUUGUGGUUCCGUUCUAAGCCUCAGAGCGGUUUGUCUAAGUUACCGGUGUUCGGGCCCAACUUUUCUCUGGCUCCACAGGAGGGCGCUGUAGGGAAGCGGUUGCGCCAGCUUGUUGCUUCAGCCAGAGUGAACUCAGUGCAGAGGGGCAGCCAGCUCUUCGUGCUGUGUGGAAAGCUCCCCGGGUGACCCAGGGCUUUGUUCCAGUGAAAUUCCCCCUUCCAACCUGGGAUGGUUCUUUCUGCCAAGGGAAGCUGAUCCAGGCCCCCUGAGCGGAAUCCUUCAAAGGCCCAGCAGGCAGAUGAGGGCAGUGGGCAGGAAUGGUGUGGGCACGCAUCCUCAUCCGAUUUUCUCUAAAAUGCUCACUUUGUAAAUUGAACGAUAAUUGAAUAUUAAAGAGUAUUUUAAAAAGGAAAAUCACAACUCCCCAGCCCUCACACAAUUAUUUUAAUUUUGUCUCUUCUCAUGUAAUCCACAGGCAUACGUUUAUAGAGCUUUACAAGGUCACAGUCGUAGGUUUUAGCUUCGUGCAGCACUAUAGCAAACAUUUUCUAUAUUUCUACAGUCUCCACGAUCAUUUUAGUUGACAAACUAAUAAUGCAUAAGAAAUAAUAUGUUAGGAUGAAUUAGCUGAAAGUGUUUAGCUCUAGGACUAGAAGAUUUCGACAUUGCCAGGAGGGUAGUCUCACUGGAGGAAUUUUCCCCUAGGAGCUGUAAUCCAAUCAGAACGGCCAUCACCCAGACUGGGCCAGGACCAUCAAAGGUGCGAUCGGAGGAAGGCAGGCCUGAAUCGCUAGGCAGGCGGUUGGUGAGCACAGAGCUGCGCGCAGGCAGGAAGCACACGUUUCCAGCACUAUUGAGCUUCGCGGUCCCCACGGAGCGUCCUCGUGGUCCUGCCUGCCCCUCAGUGUCCCUGGCUGAGGAGAGAACCCGCCUUUAUUUACUCACACGAUCUCAGUAGAGCUUCACAGCUCUCCUGCAGACAAGUGGUGUCACACCUAUUUUGUAGAUGAGAAAGUGGGCUCAGAGAGAGUGAUUUGUCCAAGAUGAAGUCACUACUCAGUCAGAAAGCCAGAAUCUUGCUCAGUUCAGUCUGUCUCCAAAGCUCAUGAACUUUCUUCCAGGACAUGCUACCUUACUGGUGGAAACUGUGUAGAAGUCUACGCUUUGGGAGGUUACAGCAGAGAAACUUGACGGUUCUGAGCCAUGACCUGUGUGUCACAUAGGGCAGGGGUCCCCAACCCCCCGGCCAUGGACUGGUAUUGGUCCACGGCCUGUUAGGGACCGGACCACACAGCAGCAGGUGAGCGGCGGGCGAGUGAGCAAAGCUUCACCUGCCGCUGUGCAUCGCUCGCACUACCGCCUGAACCAUGCCCCACCCCCCCACCAUCUGUGGAAAAAUUGUCUUCCAUGAAACUGGUCCCUGGUGCCAUGAAGGUUGGGGACCGCUGACACGGGGAACAGGAAGCUGCCAGGUGCCUCCCAAAGUACGCACUUGGCCACCCACGGUAGCUCUCGUAAAGUGAGGGUAGGAACUGGUUACAAGUCAGAUCCUGACUCUGCUGCUUACUGUCUGGAUAAAUGAAUUGGCUUGAGCCUCGAUUUCCUCAUCUAUAAAGUGGGGAUGAUGAUGCUCCCUGUCUAACUAUCUGUGAAGAUCAGACGUGAAGAGAUAAAGCACACGGAGCUCUUCCGUGGUCCCCAGCACGCGGUGAGCUCUCGGUAGAUAUUAGGUGGCAGCGUUAGGUCAUGGCCUCAGCCUGAGAUCUAGGAGCUGUGUCCUAACACAAAUGGCCUGCCAUGUCAGCGAGGUCACCAGAGCUUCAUGCAAGGCAGAGUCCUGCAGGUAGAAAACCAGACCUGUUAGGAACCAGGGGAUGUCUUACCAGCCAGUAAAGACUGGAGAGAAAGCAGACCCUCUGGUGUCAAGAACUUCGAUGGAAAAAUCUGUAGCACUGUCACCUGAGCCAGGAAUGGGGGUGAGAAAUGGCGGCAGAAGCAGACAUCGAUCGCCCUGGGAGCUCAGCGCAGGCUCUGGCCAAUCUCUCGGGCCUCACCUGAUGUACUGUGUGGAGAAUGUUAAACAGAGUUUAUGCAGAGAGAUGUCUGGACUGUCAGAAGUGCACAUGCGUUGGGCAGCGACUUACGCAUCUAUCCUGGACUCUUGUGCAACAGAUCCCAGCAGCCAAGUAUGCAGCCUGGGCUUUAUCCCCCUGGGGUUUGAUCUCUCCUCACCCUGAUUUUGUCUUUUUUAACAUAACGUUCAGCUGCUGCCACUUUGACCUGGGAAUGGCAUGCUUCUAAAGGAGAUGUUUUCUUCCCAGGCUGCUGUCUUGUGUCAUCUCUGAAAGUGAAGGAUCUUGCUUAACUUCAGCUGCUCAGUGUCAGACCAGGGGUGCUAUGUAAACAGUUUUUCCCUUUAUUA